This is a messenger RNA of Triticum aestivum (bread wheat), 2282 nucleotides long. RefSeq lists its product as uncharacterized. Lineage: Eukaryota; Viridiplantae; Streptophyta; Magnoliopsida; Poales; Poaceae. Gene Ontology annotation, molecular function: protein binding. The transcript has 4 exons. The record is from RefSeq and is a predicted model, not a curated record. Bases 420 to 2069 code for a protein of 549 amino acids.
CGAAUGAGGAUCCACUGCUGCUUGCGAAUAGGCGACCAAAUAAGCAGCUCCCCAUUUGAGAGCCGCAGUCCCCAAUCGAAUCAGCGAGAGCAGCAGCUCUUUUGGGAGCGGCGAUCCGCAAUCAAGCGGCUCCUCUCCGAGCUGCGACCGGCAAUCGAAGCAAUCAAGCGGCUUCGCUCCGAGCCGCAGUCCGCAAUCGAAGCACCUCCCUUCUUUAGCCGCAAUCCGGAAUCAAAGCAGUCCUUUCCGGAUUACAAUCAGAAACAGAUCCUCUUUCGAAUUCAUUAUCCGGGUUUCCAUUGGUGGCGGGAACCUAGCAGCUAUAUAUAUACAUCUGGCCUGGCGGACAAUUUUAAGAGGAGGCGAGCAAUAACUCCCUAAGUGGACAUCAGUUUUCGGAGCGACCAGCAACUCGGGCGAUGGCGAAGUCUAGUCGCCGGCGACGGGCUGCCAAAUCGAUGGACAGGCCAUCGGCUUCGACCGUGGGGGAAGUCAAUCCAGAUGAUAGGAUCAGCAGCUUGCCCAAUGACAUCCUGCUCAACAUUCUUGACCGACUCGAUGUCUGCAACGCUGCGAGAACCAGUGUCCUCUCGAGAAGGUGGAGUCAGCUUCCUGCAAUGCUCCCACGGCUUGUAAUCAGUGCUCCGGACCUCCUGCCCUCAGAAACUAAAACCAAAAAGACCAAUGGUAAAUUGGUUCGGAGGACCAAAGCAGCUGUGGCCGAAACUUUGGCCAAUGCAGGACUGUCCAAUGCUGAAUUGGUUCAGAGGACCAAUGCAGCUGUGGCCAAAGCCUUGGCUGAUGCAGCCAAAGCUGUGGCCAAUACAGCUGCGGCCAAAGCGACAAAGAGCAUACUGGCACGCAGGGAUCCGGGUGGAUGCACCAUCCGCCUCUUGAGCAUGACGUUCUACUUGAAAGACGAUGCCCCCAUAUCAGUUGGGCAUUCUGUUGCCAGUGCCAUGGCAACAUGCAAGAUUGAGAAGGCCGAAUUCAUAGUUCUGACAGAGAAGGAACGCCUAGAGUGCGACGUUUAUGACGUGGAAAACUAUGGGACACGGUUUGUGUCGUUUUUUAAUGAAUGUGUCAAUGCAUUUGCUGGUCUCACCCGCCUCCACCUGCAGAAUUUGAGAUUCGCCAAAUCAGACUUUGUUUCCAACAUUCUUGUCACUUGCAAGAAAUUAAAUUAUUUAGGUUUUCUCAAUUGCGACACAGAGGAUUGGAUAACACUCCAAGUUGAACAUGCACAGCUCAGUGAGCUCAGUAUUGUUAAUUGCCGGUUUGACAUGGUCAAACUCGCCUGGGUUCCGAAACUCACCUGCCUGGUGUUUGAGUUUUGGGUGUCUUUCAAAAAACCACCAUUGUCAUUUGGCCAUGUCCCAUUGCUUGAGGUUCUGCGCCUUUCAAAUGUUGCUCUUAAUUGGCACAAAAUGGUCAAGUUAAGUACAUUUCUUCACGAGACCUCUGUCCGAGACCUGAGGUUGGGGUUUAAAUCUGAAAAGAUUUGGGUUCAACCAGAGUGUUUGACCAGAAGGCAGGCAUAUGUGUUCUGCCAACUAAGGAUUCUCAAUCUACUUAGCAUUCCUGAAGGGUAUGAUCUCACCUGGACAAUGUUCUUUUUGGAAGCGGCGCCGUCCCUGGAGGAGCUCAUAUUGACGGUAAUUGAUCAUCCAUGUGAAAUGGAAAUGGACGAGAAGGUGAGGAGGCAGAAGUCGUAUAGCAGGAACAAGGGGGUCCGGUGGGAAUCACCUACAUCAAAUUUCAAGCACCAUUGUCUCACCAAGCUAACCUUCUUCUGCUUCCAAUCUGAAGAGUACAUGGUGAGUCAUGUCAGGCGUGUCAUGAAAGCAGCGGUGAAUCUAGGGGAUGUGUACCUGUAUGACAGGCUCACAUGUAUCUACUGCGAAGGCGAGGAGCCUCUAAAGCCGAUAGUGUUUCCGAAGACAGAUAAGCAGAUGUCUUCAGUGGAGAAGCAAAUCAGGAAGGGCAUCGAGUCACCUGCCAUAAUCCACUUCCUGGCGGCUGCUGAAAUAAGCGAUGAUUAUUGUGCAAGGUUAACUGAAGACUGUUAGUGGCAGUUUAUUGAAUACCAAGUCGGCUUGCCUGAGUACUCGAUUGGGCUAGAAACAGUUUCCAAAUACGCAUUUCCUUAUUUGGUCUGCUUUUGUAGUUGCAAUGCCUUGUAUAAUUAAAAUCAGUUGAAACCAAUUGUGGCACUAUUGUCUGUGAAUUCAAAGUUAAAUUUUAGACCAAAGUUUAUAAUAGUAUUGGAUCCAUUGAUGUGU